Messenger RNA from Ilex paraguariensis (yerba mate), 626 nucleotides. The record is from the annotation of a GenBank genome assembly. Lineage: Eukaryota; Viridiplantae; Streptophyta; Magnoliopsida; Aquifoliales; Aquifoliaceae.
AGAAAGUGGAUGUGUAUGGUGAAGAUAUCUGGGUGGAGUACUUGAAGGUUUUACUACUCUCUUGCAUCCAUUAAUAAUAGUAAACCAAGAUAACUUGUAUAUGUUAUACCCUAGUAAUUUUUUUAUUGACAAUGUAAAAAGACAAGAAUGUGGAGGGGAUGCGUGGUAGAUCAUGGUCGUUGUAUGAUGAUUGGGUCCUUAUAUAUGGAAAAUAUAGGGCAACAGGCGAGUUUGCACAAGGACUUGAGGAAAUGAUCAAGGACAAUUCAGUUGUUGGGGAUAUCCCUGGGGAUGCCAAUGUAGAGGCUCAUCCAACUGGGAGAAUAGAUGAUGUUAACCACUCGCAACGUGUAACUCAGGGCAGGGAGGUCCAGAUAGCAAUUCCUAUCAUAAUGGCUCGACUUUUAACUUAUCCUGAGCAUGUCUCCCAUCAUAAUAUAGAGAAAUUGAGGCAGUGUGUCCGUAAUGGAGCUAAUAAAUACCCAGGUGCAAGAUUUCUCAAAAAGUCUGAUGGUACCUCAAUGCUCUCUUCUAAAUACUCAAAAAUGCUUCAUGGGAAAUUGGCUGCUUCUGCAACAUUAUUAGGUUGGGGUGCCUAUUGCAAGGCUGAGGAAGGUAGUGAUUGA